This is a messenger RNA of Esox lucius (northern pike), 1293 nucleotides long. RefSeq names its product extensin-3-like. The record is from RefSeq and is a predicted model, not a curated record. The coding region runs from base 1 to 1293 and encodes 430 amino acids. NCBI's taxonomy places the organism in Eukaryota, Metazoa, Chordata, Actinopteri, Esociformes, Esocidae. The transcript has a single exon.
AUGAAAAGAAUCUCACAACCAUCUUUACCCCAGUCACCAUCUUUACCCAAGUCACCAUCCUUACACCAGUCACCAUCCUUAUCCAAGUCACCAUCCUUAUCCAAGUCCCCAUCUUUACCCCAGUCACCAUCUUUACCCCAGUCACCAUCUUUACCCAAGUCACCAUCCUUACCCCAGUCACCAUCCUUACCCCAGUCACCAUCCUUACCCCAGUCACCAUCAUUAUCCAAGUCACCAUCCUUAUCCAAGUCCCCAUCUUUACCCCAGUCACCAUCCUUAUCCAAGUCCCCAUCUUUACUCCAGUCACCAUCCUUAUCCAAGUCACCAUCCUUAUCCAAGUCACCAUCCUUAUCCAAGUCCCCAUCUUUACCCCAGUCACCAUCUUUACCCAAGUCACCAUCCUUACCCCAGUCACCAUCCUUACCCCAGUCACCAUCCUUAUCCAAGUCCCCAUCUUUACCCCAGUCACCAUCCUUAUCUAAGUCCCCAUCUUUACCCCAGUCACCAUCCUUAUCCAAGUCACCAUCCUUAUCCAAGUCACCAUCCUUAUCUAAGUCCCCAUCUUUACCCCAGUCACCAUCUUUACCCAAGUCACCAUCCUUACCCCAGUCACCAUCCUUACCCCAGUCACCAUCUUUACCCCAGUCAUUAUCCUUACCCAGUCACCAUCUUUACCCCAGUCAUUAUCCUUACCCAGUCACCAUCUUUACCCCAGUCACCAUCUUUACCCCAGUCAUUAUCCUUAUCCAGUCACCAUCUUUACACAAGUCAUCAUCCUUACCCCAGUCACCAUCCUUACCCCAGUCACCAUCCUUACCCCAGUCACCAUCUUUACCCCAGUCACCAUCCUUACCAAGUCAACAUCUUUAUCCAAGUCACCAUCCUUACCCCAGUCACCAUCUUUAUCAAAGUCACCAUCCUUACCCCAGUCACCAUCUUUAUCAAAGUCACCAUCCUUACCCCAGUCACCAUCCUUACCCCAGUCACCAUCUUUACCCCAGUCACCAUCUUUACCCCAGUCACCAUCCUUACCCAAGUCACCAUCCUUACCCCAGUCACCAUCCUUACCCCAGUCACCAUCUUUACCCCAGUCAUUAUCCUUACCCCAGUCACCAUCUUUACCCAAGUCACCAUCCUUACCCCAGUCACCAUCUUUACCCAAGUCACCAUCCUUACCCCAGUCACCAUCUUUAUCAAAGUCACCAUCCUUACCCCAGUCACCAUCUUUAUCCAAGUCAUCAUCCUUACCCAGUCACCAUCUUUACCCCAUACACCAUCCUGUUAACUUCUUAG